Pyrgilauda ruficollis (rufous-necked snowfinch) is the source of this 1762-nucleotide messenger RNA. RefSeq names its product phosphatidylinositol glycan anchor biosynthesis class M (gene PIGM). Gene Ontology annotation, biological process: GPI anchor biosynthetic process. Gene Ontology annotation, cellular component: membrane; glycosylphosphatidylinositol-mannosyltransferase I complex. Lineage: Eukaryota; Metazoa; Chordata; Aves; Passeriformes; Passeridae. The coding region runs from base 82 to 1335 and encodes 417 amino acids. Gene Ontology annotation, molecular function: alpha-1,4-mannosyltransferase activity; GPI mannosyltransferase activity. The transcript is spliced from 2 exons. The record is from RefSeq and is a predicted model, not a curated record.
CCGGCGGAAGCCGCAGGGAGCGCGGCCGCCCGUGCUCCGCAUGUCCCCGCUCCCGCAUUCCCCCCACCCCGCGCGGAAGGGAUGGCGGGGAUGGGUGCGGCCCUGCUCGCGGGGCUGCUGGCGAGGCUGGCGCUGGUGCUGUACGGGCUGCACCAGGACCGCACCAUGCGAGUGCGCUACACCGACGUCGACUACCGGGUGUUCACGGACGCGGCGCGGCUGGUGACCGAGGGGCGCUCGCCCUACCGGCGGGCCACCUACCGCUACACGCCGCUCCUGGCCUGGCUGCUGACGCCCAACGUGUUCCUCACCGAGGCCUUCGGGAAGCUGCUCUUCGUGGCCGGGGACCUGGCGGCUGCUGUCGUCGCUUACCGGGCCCUGCGGCGCCGGGGGACCGCCGCCGGCCGCGCCUGUGGGUGCUGCGCCGCCGCCUGGCUCCUCAACCCCCUGCCCAUGGCCGUGUCCAGCCGGGGCAACGCGGAGGCGCUGGUGGCGCUGCUGGUGCUCGCCACCUUGUACUGGGUGGAGGCGGGCAGCGUGGGCAAGGCCGCCGUGUGCUACGGGCUGGCCGUGCACAUGAAAAUAUAUCCCCUGACCUACGCGCUGCCCAUAGCGCUCCGCCUGCGCACCGCGCCGCGCCGCGGGGAACGGGCCCUGGAUGCGCGGGGGGACAAAACGGCAAAGGUCACGUUUGUGGCGCGCCUCUGGCACCUUUUUGUAAAGACGCUGAACCGCGACGUGCUACUCUUUGGAACAGUUGCCGGAUCAGUGCUGGCUGCCUUGACUGUGGCAUUUUAUCACCUCUAUGGCUGGGAGUUCUUGGAGCACGCCUACCUCUAUCACCUGACUAGGAGGGAUAUCCGUCAUAACUUCUCUCCCUAUUUCUACAUGUUGUACUUGACAGCAGAGAGCAAAUGGAGUUUUGCCCUUGGGCUCGCAGCUUUUCUGCCCCAGCUGCUUUUGCUCCUGGUUGUUUCUAUAGCGUUCUACAGAGACCUUGCCUUCAGUUGUUUCCUACACACCACUAUUUUUGUGACUUUUAACAAAGUAUGCACAUCCCAGUACUUUGUCUGGUAUCUCUGCCUGUUCCCCCUCGUAGUGCCUAGUAUUAAGAUGUCCUGGCGUAGGGGCGUGCUGCUUCUCUUUCUGUGGUUCAUUGGACAAGGCCUGUGGCUUACUCCUGCAUUCUUUCUGGAGUUCAAAGGAUAUAACACUUACUUAUUUAUAUGGUUGGCAGGCUUGCUUUUCCUUUUAAUUAAUAGCCUCAUAAUUGUUCAGAUUAUGGCACAUUAUCAAAAAGAAGCACAAGUUGCAAAAAAACUGAAGCAACGGUAGUAAACUGACCAAAAUCCAGAAACAGCCCUACUGUCUUUGGCCGUGAGAGCACUGAUGGUUCUCAGUUCCCCUGAGCAGUGUCAGCGGGUGUACCUGUCUCCUGUGUGGGUUUUGAAACUGCAUUGCAACCCUCGCUCCAGCACUCCUCCUGCUCCUGACUGAAGUCUCUCGACCAGUUCAUCACUUAAACGUGUUUGAGGCCCUGGUGGAUGGGCUCUACCCAUCUGCACUGACUGUCUUCACCUGCUGCCUCUAGAGACAGUGGGGCUGUGCCCUGCCCUUUGACCCCUGUGCUGGGGCCACUAUCAGUUCCUGCUCAUACUCCCUUGUGGAGUAGCCCUGGCACCUUUUUUCUCAUUCUCAGUGUUAGUCUGAUGAGGACCUUGGCCUUUAUCUAGAAUAACACAGAAGAUAAUAAAGGUGGAAU